AUGAUAGGAUACAAAGGAAAAUCGGCACCAAAAAGUUAUAAACAAUAUAUGCCAAAAAAACCGACAAAACGAGGUUUCAAACUUUGGUCUUUAUCUGGUGUUUCUGCAUACACGUAUCGUAUUAAAUUAUACCAAGGUGCUAAUGCAAAUAUGCCUGUAGCACAAAUGAAACUAUCAUCAUAUACAACAGCUUCAUCUGAACUUCAAACACGUUCAAAACAUCGAAAUGAUGAUGAUAAUGAAAAACUAGCUAAACAAUCUGAAGAUAUAAAAAGUUAUGGUCAAUCAGAAAUGAUAGUUAUCGAUUUAUUAGAUGAUAUACCAAAAGGUUCACAUAUUUUUACUGAUAAUUAUUUUGGUUCUUUAUCAUUAUUAUAUGAAAUGACUUCACUUGGUUAUGGAUUAACCUGUACAUUAAGAUCAAAUCGUAUUAAAAAUUUUCCAAUUAAAUCAGAAAAAGCUAUGAGCAAAUAUCCACGAGGUUAUUAUGAUUAUUUGGUAUCAAAAGACAAAAGAAUUAUAAUAGUCGCCUGGCAGGAUAGAAAAUGUGUUUUAAUGGGAUCAAAUUUUAUUGGUAUUGAACCAUUUACACAAUUAUCAAGAUGGGACAAACAAAACCGUCAAAAGGUAAGUGUGAAUGCACCACAAAUAGUAAAAACGUAUAACAAGAAUAUGGGCGGCGUCGACAAGGUCGAUAUGUUAUGUGCUUUGCAUCCUAUAUAUUUCAGGCCGAAAAAAUGGUACAUGCGUAUUGCAUGGAAAAUACUUGACUUGAUGGUAAUAAACGCUUGGGUUUUAUGGAAACAUAUGUUACCUGAUCAUCAACGAAGCUGGAGACGUUCUCGUUUAUUUUACUUUAAGAUGGAUAUAGCAAAUAUAAUGCUACGGGAGCUUAGAGCCAUUGAACGUCGAAUGUUAAAGGUAUUAGUUACAAAUCAAUCAUCAUCGGAAUCAGAUAAUGAUGAUAAUAAUCUUGUUCGACAAAAAAGAAAAAGAGAAACUGCCUCGAAUAUUUCAAGUAGGGUUCGUUUUAAUGGUUUAGAACAUUGGCCCCAAUAUCAACAAAGUUUACGCCUGCGAUGUAAAAAUAAAGGUUGUUCAAUGAAGACAAACGUAUAUUGUUCCAAAUGCCACGUCCAUUUAUGUUUUUGUACAACACGUAAUUGUUUUAAAGAUUAUCAUUGUAAAAAUUAA
This is a messenger RNA of Rotaria sp. Silwood1, 1194 nucleotides long. Lineage: Eukaryota; Metazoa; Rotifera; Eurotatoria; Philodinida; Philodinidae. The record is from the annotation of a GenBank genome assembly.